AUGCCCGUACUUGAAUCCCUUAUGCUCGGUGAGAAGACAGCAGUUGUUUUUGACAUAGGCUCAGUUUACACCAAGUGUGGUUUCGCUGGAGAAACUGGACCAAGGUUUAUUAUGCCAACAGAGAUCACUUUGCCCACAGGUGAAAAAAGAAGUAUAUCCUCGUGUGAUGGAAAGGAUAAAAGACGAGAGUUCUUGACAACUUUUCUUUACAAUAUAUACUAUCGACAUUUGUUGGUAAACCCUAAGGACAGACGAGUUGUUGUAGUUGAAAGUGUCCUCUGUCCUUCAUCAUUCCGUGAGGUUUUGGCCGACGUUUUGUUCAAUCAUUUUGAAGCACCUUCUGUACUUUUUGCAACUUCCCACUUGAUGGCACUAUUUACUCUUGGGAUUUCGUCAGCUGUUGUAUUAGACUGUGGUUAUAUGGAUGCUCAAGUUCUGCCUGUUUAUGAAGGUUACACUCUACUGAACGCUUGGCAGUCAGCCCAGCUUGGUAGCAAAAGAAUUCAUGAAAACAUCAGGGGUUACCUAAAUGAGAAUGCCAAGUUGGUGGAUGAUAUCAACGGGGAAUAUAAAAGGGCAGUCCAGUGGAAGGCUUGGAAGGACUCUGCUGAAUCAUCGGUCACAAAGCCCAACUUGUAUCAGGAAACAUUUAUUUUCCCCCUAGACAAGUUAGGGAACGAAAGGCCAAUUCAAGUUGCAUCAGAUAUCCGAGAGUUGGCAGUCGAAUGUUUGUUUGCUGGAGACAAUGAUCAAAUUACAAUUACAACACUAAUUUUACGAUCAAUUUUGUUGGCACCUAUUGAUAUUAGAAGACAGUCCAUCAGUUUUUGCUGACCAAUAUCGCAUUGUAAUAAACUUUAUAAGCUCUUAGGAAAGUGGAUUUGAAUGUUGGUGUUACACCUCACUAGUUAAAAGCUAUGGGCAACAGUGACUGAAUAAAUAUAUGCUUCUUGGUGUUCAACUUUAUUUUCUAUAGCCAUUUCCACUUGAUACAGUGUUUUACAGUGGUCUUUUCCAUAUAACAGGAAGUUGGCAGAAAAUAUUGUACUUAUUGGUGGCACAACCAUGCUACCCGGCUUCGUGUCUCGUCUAAUGGAGGAACUCAAUUCACUUGUCGAACUUCCUGAGUUCUCAAAGUUACAAGCUUUAAAGGGAUCUUUUAAAUUUCACAAUCCUCCUGGUGAAGCAAACUACAUAGGAUGGCUUGGUGCGAUAUACUGCGAAACUUUGGUUGAUUUAUUUCAACUUUCGUGUUGGCGACACCAAGAUAGAAGAAAUAUCCAAUGAAUUCGAGACCAAGUCAUAUGGUGACUGACUAGCCUAUCUACAUCUAAUUCCAAACUAUAUUACCAGUGAUAACUUCGCAUGAAACACAGCAUUACACAAGGGGAUGAUGCCAAGUGUAAAAAAGAGACAUGUUUUGGUUGUGAAUCAUCACUUAUGGAUCACCCACUCAAUGCUUUAUCAGAAUGUAUUACAAAAACUAGCAGGUAACCAAAUCUCUUUUUUAUGUCAACUACUGUUUAAAUUCCGUUAAUUUAAUCACUUGUUUAUUCUGAAGAAGUACCUUGCACUAAGUCACAAGACGUUAGGAAUUCUAAUUUCUGCUCAUUAGAAUAUCACUGAUAUAUCAUUAUUUUAUUACUACAAUUACAAAAGCUUUAUUAAUUAUUCAUGUUUACUUAUAAACUCUUGGUGCACUCGAACACCAGCAUGACAGAAUGAUAACAUUAUGAGGAAAAGGAAUAGAGAAUAUAC
Molecule: messenger RNA, 1758 nt
Organism: Schistosoma mattheei
Lineage: Eukaryota; Metazoa; Platyhelminthes; Trematoda; Strigeidida; Schistosomatidae
Source: the annotation of a GenBank genome assembly